AUGGCGAUCAGAGAAGAAACGGACAAGUUUAUCACGAUUCCAAAUGGAAAAAAAUCCUCGUUAGAUGCAGCUGGAUGCUUUUCCAGAUGGUGGAAUGAGAAGCUUUCUUCCCAAAAGCUGAUUUCGCGUGCGAUCAAAUCAUUCUAUUUUCACUUUUUAAUCAUUUUCUUAGUUGUGCUUGAUACCGCAUUAGUCGUCACAGAAAUUCUCUUAGAUUCCUUCAACAUUCAUUAUCAAUGUAAGCGGCAGGGACAUCGUUCACUAAUUCGUUUUGAGAAAAUCAAUGAAGAGCAUACUGAACUAGCCAUGGAAGUCGCACAUUAUCUCUCGAUUGGUAUUCUCGUGUUUUUCGUCGUCGAGUUAAUCGUUCGGAUUUUUGCCAGUGGAAAAGGAUUUUGGAAUAUUCGAAGGAGAAAAAUGGAAUACUUCGAUGCGUUCAUUGUUAUUACCUCGCUGGCCAUUGAUCUAACAUUUUUACAUGGUGAAGAGAGACUUGUUGGAAAAGACAAAGUUCUAGUAUUAGUGUUUCGUCUAUGGCGAUUGGUUCGAAUUAUUAGCAGCGUUGCCGAAGCUACUCUUCAACAAGAACAGAAACAUAAAGAUCGUUUGAAUCAGCAGUACCUCAGUGCUAUUCGACGAUCGGUUGAAUUGCUCGUACAUAAGACGAAUUAUGCUGAAAUGAAUGCGAAUAAGCAAGAUUUGAGCUCUUUAUUCGAAUAUUUCCGAAGUAUUGAUCAACAAUGCCAAUCUUCGCUCAAGACAUUGAGUCAGAAUCGUGAAUUAACGGCGUCAGCCGUUGUUCAACAAUUCCUCGAUGAGAUCGAUGGGCUCGAAAAUGAAAACUAUGAUGCUGGGUGUCUCAAAAAAUCGUUGUCAAAAGCCUCACACGAUGUUUAA
Molecule: messenger RNA, 897 nt
Organism: Adineta ricciae
Lineage: Eukaryota; Metazoa; Rotifera; Eurotatoria; Adinetida; Adinetidae
Source: the annotation of a GenBank genome assembly